Molecule: messenger RNA, 3022 nt
Organism: Mesitornis unicolor (brown roatelo)
Lineage: Eukaryota; Metazoa; Chordata; Aves; Mesitornithiformes; Mesitornithidae
Product: multiple PDZ domain protein-like
Exons: 20
Molecular function (GO): protein binding
Source: RefSeq, a predicted model, not a curated record
UUAAUUUAUUUUUCUCUGUUUUUUUCAUCUCAGAACCCUCUGGUAUCUUUGUGAAAAGCAUUACAAAAGGUAGUGCUGUUGAACAUGAUGGCAGAAUCCAUGUAGGGGAUCAAAUUAUAGUUGUGGAUGGAACAAAUCUUCAAGGUUUUACCAACCAGCAAGCAGUGGACGUUUUGCGGCACACGGGACAAACAGUUCGACUCACUUUGAUCAGAAGAGGGCUUAAGCAGGAAAAUCAUAUUCAGCCCCAGGAAGACUUCACUGCUGCUGUUGAAAAGGACUUACUGUUCCAAACAAUGGAUAGUAGCACAGCCAAAGGUAACUAUGAAACAGAACAGGCAUUACCAUCCCUGCCAUGCAGUGUCAGCAUGGUGAAUAUUGGAGAGGACAUGAAACAACAAGAAACAGAUUUCCAGCUAACUACCACAGAAGAAGCAGCUACGAAGGCAAAGUGGCAAAGGAUUAUGGGUUCGAAUUGUGAAAUAGUGGUGGCUGUAGUUAACAAAUUUAGUGAAAGCAGUGGGUUAGGGAUAAGCCUUGAAGCUACAGUGGGACAUCAUUUCAUCAGAUCUAUCUUACCGGAGGGGCCAGUUGGACGAAGUGGCAAGCUGUUCAGUGGAGAUGAGCUGCUGGAAGUGAAUGAGAUCUCUUUGCUUGGAGAAAACCACAAGGAUGUCGUCAAUAUCCUGAAAGAGCUGCCUAUUAAGGUGACAAUGGUGUGCUGCCGUCCAGUAGCUCCCCCCAUCACUCACCCAGAAGAACUGGAGAGUCUAAGUCUAUCUGAGAUUCAGCUCACAGAAAAGGCUCACAUAAAACUUGGAUUCAUUGGCUCCUCGGACACAGAGGGAACAGCUUUGGAAAUGACUGAUGAACAUCAGAGUAUGGAAGAAGUGCAAAGCUCAUCUUUAGCGAUGUGGGAAACAGAAGUACAGCACAUUGAGCUGGAGAAAGGGAGUUUAGGACUUGGAUUUAGCAUAUUGGACUACCAGGAUCCUGUUGAUCCAACAAACACUGUAAUUGUGAUUCGCUCAUUAGUUCCUGGGGGUGUGGCCGAGCAAGAUGGCAGACUUCUUCCUGGAGAUCGGCUUAUGUUUGUCAAUGAUAUCAACUUGGAAAAUGGCAGCCUGGAGGAAGCAGUACAAGCACUGAAAGGAGCCCCAGCAGGAACAGUUAAAAUAGGAGUUGCCAAACCACUGCCUCUUUCACUAGAGGAGGGCUAUGUCUCUGCUAAGGAAGAGUGCUUUUUCUACAUUGCCCAGUCACUUGAGGAGGAGGGGCCAGCUGAUACAGCUCUCUUUCAUGCUGAGCUGGCUCUGGUGGACUCCGGCGAGGCAGACCUAGGGGAUGAGUCCACAUUUGAAUCGGAGUAUUCUCUAGCGGGUGACGUCUUCCAGGCUUCAGUGGUAUCUCUGCAUGACAGUGCCUGUAGCGGUGAGCUGAACUAUACCUUCUCUAUUCCAUCGACAAUGCGCAAGUCUGUUGGAGAGGAAUGUUCAAGUGAUGAAGCUGAUUUCUAUGUAUCUGACAAGAAUCUGUACAACAUGGAUCUGGAUCAGAGCGUGAGAGAGCAAAAGUCUGUAGUGGGCAAUGGCCUGAAAACCACAGCUGAUUUUACUAAAAAGGAUCUUCUGACUGUGGUUGUUUCGGAUAUCAACCAAAAUGAAAGUGAAAACACAGCAACAUGGGCUGGAUCUCAGGCAGCAGCAGAAACUGCACUAAGUACAAGCCUUGCUACUACCACCCAGCUAGAUCCCACUGGAAAAGAUCAAGCGCUUUUAAUGGAAAAGAGAUGCCCGGUAUCUUUGGAGGAAAGUUCCACAACCCCAAAUUCAGUCCAAAACAUGUGUGAGAAGACUAUCACUAUUGCAAAAGGCAAUUCAAGUCUAGGGAUGACAGUAAGCUCCAAUAAAGAUGGCUCAGGAAUGAUAGUCCGCAGUGUGAUCCAUGGAGGCUCUAUAAGUCGUGAUGGAAGGAUUGGCGCAGGGGACUGCAUCCUGUCCAUUAAUGAAGAGUCAACCACUAACUUAACCAAUGCACAAGCCCGGGCUAUGUUAAGGAGGCAUUCACUUAUUGGACCAGAUAUAAAUAUUACGUAUGUGCCAGCAGAAAAUUUAGACGAGUACAGGGCCAGUUUGGGACAACAGACAGAGGGAGCUGUGCCACUUGAAGUUUUUCCUUCACAUACUCCUAGGNAACUCCCAGAGCUUCCAGAACGUGAAGAGGGCGAGGGAGAAGAAAGUGAACUUCAAAAUGCAGCUUUCAGUAACUGGAACCAGCCCAGAAAGGUUGAACUCUGGAGAGAGCCUAGCAAGUCACUGGGGAUCAGCAUUGUUGGAGGGCGAGGGAUGGGGAGCCGCCUGAGUAAUGGAGAAAUGAUGAGAGGGAUAUUUAUCAAGCACAUCCUGGAAGACAGCCCAGCUGGCAAGAAUGGAACGCUGAAAACCGGAGAUCGGAUUGUGGAGGUGGAUGGAAUUGACCUCAGAGAUGCCAGCCACGAACAAGCUGUGGAAGCCAUACGGAAGGCGGGCAAUCCUGUAGUCUUUAUGGUACAGAGCAUUAUAAGCAGACCAAGGGUACUCAUUCAGAGCGAUAUAGAAACAGAAGAGACUUCGCUUUGUAAUUUGCCUCUGCCCCCUCCUUCAGCAUAUUCAGGACUGAGCUGUGAUGUUGCACAGUCAUCUUCUAGCAGAGCCCCAGAUGAUGUGGAGAAGGAUGAGUUUGAUUACAGCUGGAAAAAUAUUGUGCAGCGCUAUGGAAAUCUACCGGGGGAGCUACAAAUGAUUGAGCUCGAAAAAGGAAAGACAGGUCUGGGACUUAGUCUUGCUGGUAACAAAGACCGGUCCAGAAUGAGUGUCUUUAUAGUGGGAAUUGAUCCAAAUGGAGCAGCUGGCAAAGAUGGCAGGUUACAGAUUGCAGAUGAGUUACUAGAGAUAAAUGGGCAAAUGCUCUAUGGAAGGACUCAUCAGAAUGCUUCCUCAAUAAUCAAAUGUGCACCAUCUAAAGUAAAAAUAAUCUUUGUCAG